Molecule: messenger RNA, 816 nt
Organism: Cucurbita pepo subsp. pepo (vegetable marrow)
Lineage: Eukaryota; Viridiplantae; Streptophyta; Magnoliopsida; Cucurbitales; Cucurbitaceae
Product: 17.6 kDa class I heat shock protein 3-like
Source: RefSeq, a predicted model, not a curated record
ACAACUCGAACAUCAAAUCCGACACGUAUUCCACUAAUCAACAAAUUAAUCCGACACUUGUACAAUUCUCUCAAAUCAAACAAACGGAGAUACUUUUCCCUCGCACGCUAUAAAUUUCCGUUUCGUUUUCCCACCGCUUGUAUUACUUUCAUUCUUGAAUUCAAGGCCAUGUCGUUAAUUCCGAGUUUUCUCAGCGGUCGGCGGACCAACGUGUUCGAUCCGUUCUCCCUGGAUAUAUGGGAUCCAUUAGAAGGGAUGCAAUUUCCGGGGAGUCUGGCGAAGGUUCCAUCUUCCGGCGCGGGCGAAACGACGGCGAUUGCGAACACUCGGAUCGACUGGAGAGAGACACCAGAGGCACACAUAUUCAAGGCGGAUCUCCCGGGGCUGAAGAAGGAAGAAGUGAAAGUGGAGGUUGAGGAAGGGAGAGUUCUGCAGAUCAGUGGAGAAAGAAGCAAAGAAGAAGAGGAGAGGAACGAGAAAUGGCACAGAGUGGAGCGGAGCAUGGGGAAGUUCAUGCGGCGAUUCCGGCUGCCGGAGAACGCGAAAAUGGAUGAAAUUAACGCCAAAAUGGAAAACGGAGUGCUGACUGUGACGGUACCUAAACAGGAGGAGAGAAAGCCGGAGGUUAAGGCCAUCGAUAUCGCCGGAUAGUGAUGUGUGUAUCUUUCGUGCUCUGUUUUGCGCUCUGCUUUGAUAAUGUCAAAUAGCCUUCUCCCCUUUGGUUGUGUAAUGUAAAUAUGGAGUGAUUUUCGUUUUCUAAUGGGUUUCAGAACUGUAAACGAUCUUGUAACAUAUAUAAUGGAGUUCGUAUGUAUA